AUGACAAACACCAACAAGAUGAUCAUCAAUUUGGCUGUCUUUGGCCAGACUCAGAGUGGGAAAAGUUCUGCUGGGAACGUUCUUUUGGGAAGUACUGACUUCUACAGCAGUUUUUCUCCAGGCUCCAUAACAAAAGAUUGCAGCCUGGGCCGCAGUUGUCACCUCCGUGGCUUCAUGCGUCGAGGGGGACAAGAGAUAAGCCUGCAGAUACAGGUUUUGGACACUCCAGGGUAUCCACACAGCAAGCUGAGCACAAGAUGUGUAAAACAGGAAGUGAAGGAGGCCUUGACGCAUCACUUUGGACAAGAGGGUCUCCAUCUUGCUCUGCUGGUCCAGAGAGCAGAUGUGCCUUUCGGACAGGAAGCGUCUGACUCAGUCCAAUUGAUUCAGGAACUUCUGGGAGAUUCCUGGAAGAAUUACACGGCUGUUCUUUUUACCCAUGCAGAAAAAAUCGAAGAGGCUGGGCUGAGUGAGGAGGAAUAUUUGCGUGAGGCUUCUGACACACUGUUGACCCUGCUAAGUUCUGUUCAGCACAGAUAUAUUUUCCUGUACGAAAGAGGAAACUCGUGUAGUGAACAGAGAAUUAAAAUCUUAGAAAGAAUCAUGGAAUUUAUAAAAGAGAAUCACUUUCAAGUUCUUAGUUUUACAUAG
This is a messenger RNA of Apodemus sylvaticus (European woodmouse), 651 nucleotides long. It is a transcript of the gene Gimd1, whose product is annotated as GIMAP family P-loop NTPase domain containing 1. The coding region runs from base 1 to 651 and encodes 216 amino acids. NCBI's taxonomy places the organism in Eukaryota, Metazoa, Chordata, Mammalia, Rodentia, Muridae. The record is from RefSeq and is a predicted model, not a curated record. The transcript is spliced from 2 exons. Gene Ontology annotation, molecular function: GTP binding.